AUGGCUAAGGAAGCCGCCAACGAUGACGGUUGGACUCAUGUCGCUCGCGGUAAAGGUCGCCGAGCAGCGCCACCUGCGCCGGGUCUGAACCCACCUUUGCCAGAUUGCUCCGUUAGCCAGAUUCAAGACGUAUUCCAUGCCGCCACGCGCAAAUGGAUGGUAAGCACCUGCCGCACAGAAGUCUUGGAGAUCCUGGACAGGAAGAAGCCCGAUGAUGGCUGGCAAAUCUCGAAAGUAGUAUGCCUGGCUUCUGGCAGCUUCAGCAGGUCGAAUUGGCAGAGUCGACAGCGGAGUAUGCUACAAUUCGCGGCGCUGGUUGAUAUUAUCGAGCACCUUGAAACAGACUCUGAACUGGAAAGUCGAGACAAGAUUGCACGCUUCGCUCAAGACCCACAAUACACGGCGGUCGACACGGAGUUCCUGGGCUGCUAUGGUUUCACCGUCUUGCAAAGCGCACUUUCUGCCGUCGGGAAGGCCGAGCUGGGUCUUGCAGCGCAACAUGUAUCGCCAGCCUCGUUCGUCUUUGAACCGUUCAUGGAUGUUAGCACAGAGGCUGUGGCCGAGCUUUGCGCUGGUGAUCCGGCUCUCUACAUCGGUUCGUCGAUCCAUCGGAACCUUACAGCAAAGUCAAAGGCAGCCGCUGACUUUAUGCGCGCGCGAGGUUCCUACAGGAUGCCAGCAUUUACCGAGGAUCCGAAUGUUUUCGAAGGCUUGGCCAUCUGGUGGAAGGAGCCUGUAGCGGAUGACGACAGAGCAGACUGA
Molecule: messenger RNA, 762 nt
Organism: Baudoinia panamericana UAMH 10762
Lineage: Eukaryota; Fungi; Ascomycota; Dothideomycetes; Mycosphaerellales; Teratosphaeriaceae
Exons: 1
Coding region: 1-762 (253 amino acids)
Source: RefSeq, a predicted model, not a curated record